GCGGCGACGCUUGUUAAGGAGGCUGUCGUGCCAUCGCCGCCCUUUCCGCGUGUGCCCGAUCCCAAUCUUGAUGGAGUCGGGCCAUCAUCAUCAGCAGCAGCCGGAGGAGGAAGCCGAAUGGGAUUACCGGAUCCCAUAUCCAGACCCCCCGUCCUCGCGGGACCUUUCUGUUCCCGCCAGCCACCCCGGGGUGCCCCGGUCAUUGACAUUAGUAGUUCAUCCGAGCCGGACGUUCCAUCCGACAGAGGUGGACUUCAUGGUGGAGCCCGCCACCAUCAGGCUCGAGGCCAUCGCGGGGGCGCAGCACCCUGAUCCGGCGUGGGAGCCAUAUCUGACACCCCCUUUUCAAGGGUGUAUUACGGCGCGAUUGGCUGGGACGCUCAUCUACGAGACCGCGCAGCGUCCCAAUGCGAUGUACCACUUCCUUGUCUUCGCGGCGCAGAAGCGGGAGCGGCGGCCUUACACCGAGACUCAUGUGGUGAUGACGGGUCUAGGGCCCCGAUCGGUGCGCAAGCGGGUGGUGCGAGCGGUGGCGGAUCUGGCGCCACGUGUUCCUACGCCGUCCACUGCUGAGUCCACCCAUACGUCUCGUGCCGACGCAGACGUUGAGGAACUCAUGCGGUUCACGGCUGACUUAGAGCCCGUCAUUCGCGACCUGCUUCGAGAGUACCGCGACGUCUUCCCCCCGUAUUUCUCAUACAGCGGGAUUCCCCCGAUGCGCAGUGUCAAGCAUUCCAUCCAGCUCGUGCCUGACUAUCGUGUUCACCAUCAGGCACCAUACCGACUCUCGAUUCCAGAGGGGACAGAACUCAAGCGUCAGCUUGAGAAGCUCCUUCGACUUGGUUUCAUUAAACCUAGUAACUCCCCUUGGGGUGCACUUGUCCUCUUUGCUCGCAAAGCGGACGGAACUCUCUGCCUCUGCAUCGACUACCGCGGCCUUAACCGUUACACGCUUAAGAACAACUAUCCCAUGCCCCGUGCGGAUGAGUUAAUUGCCCGUUUGGCAGGCAACCGCUUCUUCACGAAGAUCGAUCUUCGUAGUGGUUACCACCAAAUCCGCCUUGCCGCAGAGGACCAGCCGAAGACCGCCUUUCGGUCGCGCUUCGGCCACUACGAGUUCACGGUGAUGCCAUUCGGCCUCACCAAUGCACCCGCCACCUUCCAGACGGCGAUGAACGACAUCUUCAGGGACAUCCUUGAAGAAUACGUUCUCGUAUACCUGGACGACAUCCUGGUCUACAGUCGUACCUUAGAAGACCAUAUCAGACACCUCCUCGAUGUCCUACAACGCUUACGCAAGCAUGGCUUCUAUGCCAAGCUCACGCAAUAUCCCCGAUCGGAUUAUCUUCGAGAUGACAAGUUGACCCUACUACUCGUCGGAACCCCGACGUCAGACCGGAUUCUGAUUCCGGGAAAGGACUUGGCAUUGUUAUGUCGCAUCGGUAUUGUCGAUGCCAUCAUCAUUUCAUGUGUCAACGAGAAUGGCAGUUCCUCCGUUAAUGGUAGUUCCUCCGUUAAUGGUAGUUUCUCCGUUAAUGGCAGUUCCUCCGUUAAUGGUAGUUUCUCUGGCAAUGGUAGUUUCUCCGAGCUUGAAGAAAUCGUCAAGAUCCAUGGCGAUCGCGAUGGCGAAGGCGAUGGCGAUUGCGUCGGGAUCCCUGUUAUACGGAUUGCCGGCGCCUCGACUUCGCACUUCCUUCCUCGCACAGUCAUCAGAACUGCUGCCGUUGCCAUCACUGACGAUGAUGUACUGCCAGAGCCUAGCAGUUUAGAGUUUGCGUUGAAGGUGUGGAGAAGCAAUCGUGAUCGGAUAGUCGGGUUUUCUCCCAGGGCGCACCAGUACAACACAGAGACUAGGAGUUGGGAAUACCUCUAUUCAUCUAGUACUCGAUACUCCAUGAUUUCAAGCAGGUUCAUGCUGCUAGCGACUAAGUAUUUGUACGAUUACACCUGUCGAAACGCUCCUGGGGUACGGGAGCUCGUGUCGAGGGAGGCGGGGUGCGCUGGCAUUGCCAUGAACUUCCUCGUGGCCAACGAGAGUCAGUCGGCGCCUGUGCUUGUCGGGGGAGAUUCGAUAGAUCGGGAUCGCGGAGCGCGGGAAAGGCGGAUCGAAGAUGGCGGGGGUAAAGACAGGCAGACGUCGGGACAGGGGGAAGUCGGAGCGCGACGAGCGCGGCGAGAGAGGGAUCGCGGUGAGUGUCUGGAUGAGCUCGCUCGGCUUUGGGGUUACGUUCCGCUGCAAUACGGCUACUACGCGAGAGCGGUGCCGCAGGUCGGGAUUCUCGAGAACGAGACUGUCGGCGAUAAGAUCGGGACGCUGGUUAGCGGGGCCAAGACUGGGGGAAGAAACUCCAAACAGCAAACUCCACGCGUAGUGGGACAACAGCAUCAUCUGAUUGGUAGUAAGCGGCAGCGUUACGCCUACGUGGCAUUGCUAAACACUCCGAGUCUAGUGCCGCAAGCACUCGUGCUUGCGCAGUGCCUGCGAAGCACAGGCACUCCUCAUGAUCUCGUCCUUAUGCUCGUGGAGGGUUGGGAGAAGAGUGGUGGGAAGUGGAUGGAGGUUGGAGGGGAGGAGGCAGAGAGAGAGAGAGAGAGGUGGUAGUAGCAGAGAGAGCGACGGCGGCAGCAACAAGGACGAGAAGGAAAUGCGGGAGCUGCUGCAGGCGCAUUUCGAUGUCGGUCGAGAGGUCAAACUUGUCAGUCGUUCGAAUCAUGCCGGAUUCAGCAAGAUAAACGCUUGGGCGUUGA
Chara braunii is the source of this 2748-nucleotide messenger RNA. NCBI's taxonomy places the organism in Eukaryota, Viridiplantae, Streptophyta, Charophyceae, Charales, Characeae. The record is from the annotation of a GenBank genome assembly.